Lampris incognitus (smalleye Pacific opah) is the source of this 391-nucleotide messenger RNA. RefSeq lists its product as uncharacterized. The annotation marks the transcript as partial. The transcript is spliced from 2 exons. Lineage: Eukaryota; Metazoa; Chordata; Actinopteri; Lampriformes; Lampridae. Gene Ontology annotation, biological process: cell-cell adhesion. The record is from RefSeq and is a predicted model, not a curated record.
AUGGAGUCGUCAGACACCUCCUCCUCCACAAGCGGCAGAAGUGAAAAAGGUUUCGUAAACCUCCAUUUCACGCACGAGCCCCAGGACACAGUGGUGGUUCGAGGAGGAGUCCUGUGCCUCGAUUGCCAGGCCCGCUACGACUCAGCCCUCUCUUCUUCUACGCCUUCGUCUUCUUCGUCCCCCACACCUAAAAUAAUGUGGCGCAAAGAUGGAGUCCUCCUCAGCACCGUGGUGGAUGACCGGAGGCGGCAGUUAGAAAAUGGGUCACUGCUGGUCCAGAACGUCUUCCAGUCGCGGCACCAUCGGCCCGAUGAGGGCGGCUACCAGUGCGUGGCGGCGCUGGAGGGUAUUGGGGCCAUAGUGAGCCGGACGGCACGAGUCACCGUUGCCG